CAGACAGCUUGUGUAGCAGCUCUCAGUAGAAGGCAGUCAGAUCUGAGCGAGAGAGGGAGCAGGCAAGCAACCUGGGUUCCUUCUGCCUCCAUCAGCAUCUCUUCUUUCAUUUCUCCUCCUAUCUCAUAGCAGCACUUCUGAAGCAGGUCAGCCCCUGCGUGCCUCCAGGUCUAUGAAAAGCAACAGCUCCCAACUGUCCAGCUUCCACUUAGCCAGCUCCUCCAGCACCCAAGAUUACCCAAGUGUCCUCUCUAAAAGCCAUCCUUAAUGCCAGCCGUCUACAUGAAGACAUAGAACGGAGCUCCCUUACUGACUGCCUCAAGAGUUUACCCCCUUCCCUCGAUAUAUAUGUUUUAAUUUAUUAUAAUUUGACAACGGCAGGAAAAUAGAACAGGGGGCUUCGCGUCUUGCACCCUGAUCCAAAUACCAUCAUGGAUUUGCCAGGCUUGUCUGCCAGGAGAAGUAGAUUGUGGGACUCGGGUACUUUAUUAAUUUUUACUUUUUUGCUCUGGCAGACGUCAUGGGUCCAAGCAGCUGAUCCUGUGGACGUGCUUCAGGCAUUGGGUAUCUACAAUUUACCAGAAGGAGUAAAGAAGGUGACAGGUUUCUGCCCCACCAGGCGGUCUUCAGCUAGUCCAGAUGUGGCAUACAGGAUAUCCAGGGCUGCCCAGAUUAGUGCUCCCACCAACCAAAUCAUCUCAGGAAAGUUCCCAGAAGAUUUCUCUAUCAUGGCCCUAGUAAAGGCCAAUGCUGGAGUCCAGGCAUUUCUUCUCUCCAUCUAUAACGAACAGGGUGUUCAGCAGCUGGGUGUGGAGUUGGGACGAUCACCUGUCUUCUUAUAUGAAGAUCACAACAAAAAGCCUCCCCCUGAGAAUUACCCACAGUUUGGAGGCAUCAACCUGGCAGAUGGCAAGUGGCAUCGUGUGGCUAUAAGCGUACAGAAGAAGACUGUGACAAUAAUCAUGGACUGUAAGAAAAAGGUUUCCAAGCCUCUGCUACGUAGUCCAAAACCUGUAGUCGACACCAAGGGCAUUGUGGUGUUUGGAACCAGAAUUCUGGAUGAAGAGGUCUUUAAGGGAGACAUCCAACAACUACUGUUUUCCUCCAAUCCCCAGGCGGCCUAUGAUUUUUGUGAACAUUAUAGUCCAGAAUGUGGUACUGCUGUACCUGAUAUGCCACAGGCCCAGGAACCCAGCAAAAAGGAAGCUAAGUUGAAAGCUAAUGGGGUACUCAAGGAGCCUGCUAAGCAAAAACCCAAGCCGCCAGCUGCUAAAGUCAACAACAACAACAAAAAUAGCAAACAGGCUUCCUCAAAGCCCACUGUGCCCAAGGUGGCCACUCCACAGACUGCAGUGAAAAAGAACAGCCCUGUGAAAAAUUCCCUGGGCAAGGUUCCUCCCAAAAAGAACGGUGCUACUAGCCGAAACCCUGCCUCCAGUCAGAAGAAACAACCUAAUGGCUAUCAACAGGAAGCUCCUUUUGUAGAUGAGGAGGGUGACUACGUCUACAACAUGGAGGAGGAGAAGUUGCGCGGUGGGGCAGAGCAAAAGGGUGUUCAGCAACAAGCACCACCUGCUACCCCAGCUGUCCUCCAAGUCACAACAGAGGACAUUGCUGUUUCCCCAACAAAGGAAGCUCACCCUCUGCAAGAAGAAGUUGAUUAUGACUAUGCCUACACAGAACAAGAGGAGGCAUUGUACGGUGGUCAGGAAGAAGUGGGAGUACAGGAACAGGUUCCACCUUCCAUGCCUGGCACACCUCAGGUCGCCACUGAGGACAUUGGCAUUGUCCCAACACAAGAAGCGCCUUUUGUACAAGAAGAAGUUGAUUAUUCCUAUGUCUACCCUGGGCAGGAGGAGGAGUUGUUGCAAGGUGGUCAGGAGGAAGUGGGAGCAAAGGAACAAGUUCCACCUUCUAUCCCCGAAUCACCUCAGGUGACCGCUGAGGCCGUCCCUCAGGGGGAGACGGUGGUCAGCGAACCCACAGGAGAGUUCACUGAGGAGUAUGUUGUUGGUGAGGACAUUCCUGAAAACGUCGACUAUGACUAUUACGAUAACAAGCCUCCCUCCACCGACUUUGGACCUGCCCUCUCUGCUGUGAUCCCUGAGAGUGGAGGUGCUGUUGCUGGUGCAAGAGGAGAGAAGGGCGAGAAAGGAGAACCUGCUGUAAUUGAACCUGGCAUGCUCGUUGAAGGCCCCCCAGGUCCUGAAGGCCAGGCAGGUGCACCUGGCCCCUCAGGACCCCAAGGUCCUCCUGGCCAACCUGGUGAUCCUGGUGAGAGGGGUCCUCCUGGACGUGCAGGCCUUCCUGGUGCUGAUGGCUUACCUGGUCCUGCUGGUAGUUCCUUUAUGCUCCCGUUCCGGUUUGGCAGCAGUGGAGGAGAUAAAGGCCCCGUUGUUUCUGCUCAGGAAGCUCAGGCUCAAGCCAUCUUGCAACAAGCUAGGUUGGCCCUGCGGGGUGCUCAAGGCCCCAUGGGAUUUACUGGAAGAUCAGGUGCCACGGGUCCACCAGGCAGUCCGGGUCAUAAGGGUGAACUUGGUGAUGUUGGCCCUCAGGGACCACGUGGACCUCAGGGUAUGGCAGGCCCUCCGGGAAGAGCUGGGCGCAGGGGGGCCGCUGGAGCCGAUGGAGCUCGGGGACUUCCGGGAGAGUCUGGAGUUAAGGGUGAACGGGGCUUUGACGGACUACCUGGAUUACCUGGAGAGAAAGGAAAUCGGGGAGACACCGGUGGACGCGGCCCUCCUGGCCCAUCUGGAGAAGAUGGAGAAAGGGGAGACGAUGGAGACGUCGGCCCACGGGGACUGCCUGGUGAAGCUGGACCUAGAGGUUUACUUGGACCAAAAGGACCUCCUGGCAUUCCUGGACCAACUGGUGUCCGUGGUGCAGAUGGUCCUCAUGGCCCUAAAGGCAAUCUGGGUCCACAAGGAGAGCCCGGACCUCCUGGUCAACAAGGAAUCCCAGGAACACAGGGUCUGCCUGGUCCCCAGGGUGCCACAGGUCCUCCUGGUGAAAAAGGUCCCACUGGCAAACCUGGACUUCCUGGCAUGCCUGGUGCUGAUGGUCCACCUGGUCACCCAGGAAAGGAAGGCCCAGGUGGACCCAAAGGAUCACAGGGUCCUCUAGGCCCACAGGGUCCAAUUGGAUAUCCAGGACCACGUGGUGUAAAGGGUGUAGAAGGCAUCAGAGGCUUGAAGGGUCACAAGGGUGAGAAGGGUGAAGAAGGCUUUACAGGAAUCAAAGGUGACAUGGGCGUCAAGGGAGACAGGGGUGAACUUGGUGUUCCAGGGUCAAGAGGUGAGGAUGGGCCUGAAGGUCCAAAGGGUCGUGUUGGGCCACCAGGUGACGUGGGUCCCAUCGGAGCUGUUGGUGAAAAGGGUAAACUCGGUGUUCCAGGUCUGCCUGGGUACCCAGGAAGACAAGGACCAAAGGGUUCUCUUGGUUUUCCAGGAUUUCCAGGCACUAACGGAGAGAAAGGUGCAAGAGGCGUAACUGGCAAGGCAGGGCCACGAGGAGAAAGAGGUCCAACGGGUCCAAGAGGGCAGCGGGGACCACGUGGUGCUACUGGAAAGUCAGGAGCAAAGGGCACGUCUGGCAGUGAUGGUCCACCUGGCCCACUCGGUGAGAGGGGUCUACCAGGACCUCAGGGACCCAAUGGCUUCCCCGGACCUAAAGGGCCACCUGGACCACCAGGAAAAGAUGGAUUACCUGGACACCCUGGACAGAGAGGAGAAGUUGGCUUCCAAGGAAAGACUGGGCCUCCAGGCCCUCCUGGUGUAGUUGGUCCUCAGGGUCCUUCUGGUGAGUCUGGUCCAAUGGGAGAAAGAGGACAUCCUGGGCCUCCUGGUCCACCUGGAGAACAAGGCCUACCUGGUCCAUCAGGGAAGGAAGGAACAAAGGGUGAUCCAGGUCCAACAGGUGUACCCGGAAAGGAUGGCCCACCAGGUUUGAGAGGUUUCCCAGGAGAAAGAGGGCUUCCUGGAACUCCAGGCGGUCCAGGUCUGAAAGGUAAUGAAGGCCCUGCAGGCCCACCUGGCCCUGCGGGUUCUCCAGGUGAGAGGGGUGUAGCAGGACAAGCAGGCCCCAUUGGUCCACCUGGCCGUCCCGGCCCUCAGGGUCCCGCAGGUCCUGCUGGAGAAAAGGGUGUUCCUGGUGAGAAAGGUCCAAUUGGUCCUGCUGGACGAGAUGGUGUCCAGGGUCCUGUUGGUCUGCCUGGUCCAGCAGGCCCUCCAGGUGUCCCCGGUGAGGACGGAGACAAGGGUGAAGUUGGAGAGCCUGGACAGAAAGGAGCCAAAGGUGCCAAAGGUGAACAUGGUCCUCCAGGUCCUACUGGACCAAUGGGUCCUGUUGGUGCCCCAGGAGCAGCUGGUGCUGAUGGAGAACCAGGCCCCAGGGGCCCUCAGGGAAUUUUUGGACCAAAGGGUGAUGAAGGUGCUCGUGGCUUUAAUGGAGCCCCAGGACCAAUUGGCCUCCAGGGUCUUCCUGGACCUGCAGGUGAAAAGGGAGAGACAGGUGAUGUUGGACCUCUGGGACCACCCGGACCACCUGGCCCAAGAGGUCCAGCAGGCCCAUCUGGAGCUGAUGGUCCUCAAGGUCCUCCAGGAGGAAUUGGCAACCCUGGCCCACAGGGUGAGAAGGGAGAACCUGGUGAAUCAGGCACCCCUGGAAUACAAGGAGAACCCGGUGGUAAGGGUCCAAAAGGUGAGAGAGGAGAGAAAGGUGAGGCUGGACAACCUGGUACUCCUGGACCAGCAGGUCCCAAAGGUCCCACCGGUGAUGAUGGCCCUAAGGGUAACCCUGGACCUGUGGGAUUCCCUGGAGAUCCUGGUCCUCCUGGCGAAGCUGGACCUGCUGGUCAAGAUGGAGCCAAAGGUGAACGAGGAGAAGAUGGAGAAUCUGGUCAGAUUGGGUCUCCUGGUCCUACUGGUGAAAAUGGUCCACCUGGUCCUCCAGGCAAGAGAGGACCUGCUGGUGCUGCCGGUCCUGAAGGUCGUCAGGGAGAGAAGGGCUCUAAGGGAGAGCCUGGUGCAGCCGGUGCUCCUGGGAAAACUGGUGCUGUUGGCCCCCAGGGUGCUCCAGGAAAACAAGGGCCAGAGGGUCUCCGUGGUAUUCCAGGAGCAGUUGGAGAGCAAGGUGCCCCUGGUGCUACUGGACAAACUGGUCCCCCAGGUCCGAUGGGUCCUCCUGGUUUGCCAGGGCUAAAGGGAGAUCCUGGUGCUAAGGGAGAAAAGGGUCAUCCAGGUUUGAUUGGUCUAAUAGGUCCUCCAGGUGAACAAGGUGAGAAAGGAGAUCGAGGUCUUCCUGGUCCUCAGGGAAUAGCUGGAGCAAAAGGCGAAACUGGAAUCUCUGGUCUUCAAGGCCCAAUUGGUCCUGCUGGUCCACCUGGUCUUCCUGGUCCUCCAGGUCCUAAGGGUGCUAAAGGAGCUACGGGUCAAUCUGGUCCAAAGGGUGAACGUGGUGUUUCUGGUCCACCUGGACCCCCAGGUCCUCCUGGUGAGGUUAUCCAGCCUUUGCCCUACCGAAUGCCUAAGAAGAACAAACGGUCCAUUGAUGCCAGCCAGGUUAUGGAUACUGAUGGUAUGGUUGCUGAUGCUCCCAUGGAUUAUGCUGAUGGCAUGGAGGAGAUCUUUGGUUCUCUCAACUCACUCAAACAGGAGAUUGAACACAUGAAAAACCCGUUGGGAACCAAAGAGAAUCCUGCUCGAACCUGUACGGACCUUCAGCUCUCUCAGCCCAAUUUCCCUGAUGGCGAGUACUGGAUUGAUCCAAAUCAGGGAUGUUCUCGGGACUCCUUCAAGGUUUACUGUAACUUCUCUAGUGGUGGUGAGACCUGUGUCCUCCCCAGCUCAUCUGCUCAAACGAUUCCAUUGUCCAAAUGGAAACAUGAAAAGCCAGGCCGUUGGUUCAGUGAGUUUGCUAGAGGUAACAAGCUGUCAUAUGUGGAUUCUGAAGGUAAUCCUCUCGGUGUGGUCCAGAUGACAUUCUUACGGCUACUGAGUGUAUCUGCACGACAGAACUUUACUUAUCACUGUCACCGAUCAGUAGCUUGGCACCACCAUGCUACUGACAGCUAUGAAAAGGCCAUUCAUUUCCUGGGCUCUAAUGAUGAGGACAUGUCCUUCGAAAGCAGUCCAUAUAUCAAGGCACUCAUGGACGGCUGCUCAGUGAGGAAAGGUUAUGACAAGACCGUCCUUGAGGUGAACACACCACUCACAGAACAGCUUCCACUCCUUGAUGUUAUGGUUACUGACUUUGGAGAGGACGGUCAGGAGUUUGGUUUUGAUGUGGGACCAGUUUGUUUCCUAGGCUAAGACUCAUUGCUGUGGAAGCGCUCGCUGUUCUAGAGUCACUUGAGCAAUGGACAAACUGCCCUUUUCCUUUCCCCACCAUCGCCUUCCUUUCCUUAACCCUUUGCUCUUGAACCUCAGGUGGCAGCAUGUGACAUGCAGGAUUCCAUUUUAGAAGAGAGACUUUAAGAAAGAAGAAAACAGUAAAUGGUCUCGUUCUUCCCUAUUGCCGUAAAACUCAUCCUUCACAGGAGAGGAUGAUCUUCCAGGGCCUGUCAUGCCAUUACCAAAAAAAAAAAAGGUGGAUGCAUUUAUGAUGCCAACAAAGGGAAUAACACCGAUACUCCAUUGAGAACAAGAGACAGAGGGACUCAGUCAGUAGUAGUCAUGGCAACUGUGUGGUCUUCUUGAAUUUUGCAAAACAAUAGUAGAUUGUAUGUAAAUGUGUAUUUAACAUCAUUGCACACAGACUCACACAUAUUUACCCACAUAGAAUCAAUUUUAACUAAUUUAAGAAGCAACCCCUACUGCACAUCUUUUCUAUGUGAAAGUGACAAUAUAAAAAAAAAUCCUUCUGAACAAGAAGGAAAGUCUGUGAAGAAGUAUCUAUGGUGCUCAAAACCUUGUAAUUAACCAAAUCUUAAGGAUCAAAAGAAAUGAUAACAAAACCAAGGUGCUCAAAAUAUUUUAUAAUAUUUGUAAAGUAUUUUUUAUUUGUAUUGUAAUAUAUAAUCUAUAAUUUGCUGCUUUUUGGGGUUAUUGUUUUGUUUGUUUUUUUUGUUUUGUUUUUUGUUUGGUUUCUGUUUAGCGUCAUAUGCAUGUUUCUUCCAUUGCUGUCUUGCUCUUCCCAGGUGCUUUGUCCCAUCUGAAGUUGUCUAUCCAUUCUGCCUCAUCUUCCUUGUAAGCACUUUUGCCAACUUGCCUCUUUGCUAUUCGGCCACAGUAUGUCUCCCCAACUUUUUUUCCUAAAUGGCAAGUAAGUCACAUGCCAGGCAAUAAGUAAAAAGAUAUUUAAAAAGAAUAAUGGUUUUGAACCCAUA
Messenger RNA from Protopterus annectens (West African lungfish), 7324 nucleotides. It is a transcript of the gene COL11A2, whose product is annotated as collagen type XI alpha 2 chain. NCBI's taxonomy places the organism in Eukaryota, Metazoa, Chordata, Ceratodontiformes, Protopteridae. Bases 432 to 6308 code for a protein of 1958 amino acids. The record is from RefSeq and is a predicted model, not a curated record. Gene Ontology annotation, molecular function: extracellular matrix structural constituent. The transcript has 70 exons.